GUUUUUAUGGGAAGACUAUGGAAAGACUGCAAUAGGCCGUGAAUGUGAAGCUCGGUUCGAUUCUGGGAGCCAUUUCGUUCGGUCUUAAAUGAGUGAACGGCUCGAAUCGUUCCCGGACCGCCCAUCAAAGUCAGCGGCUCCCGACAGCGCUGCUGGAGUCCGACACUGAGAGGUGAGCCGACCGUCUCUCCGUUGCCAUGGAUGCUGGUGUUCGUGUCAGAGGAGGCCCGAUCAGGUCCAGGGCGUCCGUACGGAGAGAGACGGUGCGUGACUCUGGAGCCCAGUCCGCGAAGAGCCUCUUCAGGAGCAGAAAGGAGCUGUGCGGCGUCGGCCUGGAGCUGCCAGCCAGAGACGCCACGAGGCUCUCUGAGAUUCACUUCGUGUGUCUGCCUGGACAAUGUGAAGGGGAGGACUCCACCCAGCAGACUCUGUCCUCCCUGCCCGCGGCGCUGUGCGAGCUGCUCAAGUCUCUCCAUGCGCACAGCCUGAAAAGCGACGAGGUCCUGCUGCUCAAAGACUCCCGCAGGCUGGCGGAGCACAGAGACGUUCAGUGUUGGCUAAAGGCUGUGUGUGUCCUGAGGCACAACCCCUCCACAGGCGUGUACCCCCAGGCCAGCGUAGCGUCUUUGGUGGGUUUGUUGGGUUGCUACAUAGCGGGGGUCCGCUAUGUGCUGGAGCUCCAGGAUCUUCAGAGGGGUCUCAGCGAGCCCAGCCAGCCGGAAGAAGACGACACCAACCAGUCGGUCUCAUCGAUCGAAGAUGAUUUUGUCACUGCACUGGAGCAUCUGGAGGAGGAAGACAAUAGAGACAAUCCCUCUGCAGCUGCGUUUUGCCAUUUUAAGAAGCGUGAUGUGGCCUCACAGACCAUCCCAGCCCACAAAAGAAAGAAGGAACUGUCAGGGUCCCGCAUUAUCAUAAGUUCAUCUUCCAUGAAACAUUCAGCCAAACAUGGUCCCGAUGUUUCUGUCACAGUGCAGCGGUCAUCAUCAGGGGUUGAAUCCCAGUGGACCUACUGCAGUUCCGGAGCUCGUCCGGCCUCUCCUUCAACUCAGCUUAGCGAAUCAGAGGAGUCUGACUGCUCCAGCCCCAGCCCAAUCAUUUUCCUGGAUGAAGUGGGCUACCAGAGGAGCCUGUUGGCUAAGUUGGACAUCCCCCAGGUUCCAGGGGGACCCAGAGAUCGAGUUGAAGACUCAGACUCUGAAGUUAGUGAAUUCUUUGACAGCUUUGACCAGUUUGAUGACCUGGAGGAGCCAAGCUCAGAGAGCUGCACUCUAACUCUCCCUCUAGACUCCAUCAGCGCCUCGGCUGCACAGAAAAAGUCUGAGGCUGGUUCCAGUGGUCCCAGUUUGAAGUAUGUUUCCAGGGGUUGCUCAACUAAGAGCAUGAACCUUCAGCGCUUUGACCAGCCCUCUCUCCCAGCCAAUGUGAAAAAACCUACUCCCCUGAAACCAGGUUCUCCCUACUCAGUUCACCCCGACAUGGCCGACUCCUCUUGGUUGACGCAGACGCCAUCUGAGGAAAAUGGAGGACCUCUCUUCAGUCCUGUCAGCUCUUCUGCCUUUAGUCCUUUGGUGGAGACUAAUGGACCACUGGAAUACUUCUGGAAGACGGAAGAGAAAGGGGAGGACAAGUCAGAGCUUCGUAAACCUCAGGACCUCUGCUCCUUGUAUAAGACCUACUCAGACUUUGCCAACAAUUUGUCCAAAGAAAUUCUAGGAUCGGUGUGUGGUUUCCAAACUGCUGUUGACAUCAGUGACAACAAGAAUCUCAGCUGUGUCUGCCACAAAGAGUUCAAGAACCCAUCGGGCUAUCUGAUGAAAUUGUCAGACAUUCAAGAGACGGUCACAGUCGCCAAGUUGCAGAAGAAGUCCCAGUCUCUAAAGGAUGGCAUUCAGAGAUUUGCUUCUGACCUGGUGGAGAUGAGCUUGGGGAGCGCCCUGCGAGACCUCCAAAAAGGCGUAUCCUCCUGUACCACCACCCUGUGUCACCUGGCUGCUAGACUCACCUCCUCUGUUUUUCAGAUGGCCUUUCACGAAAUUGGCAUGCGACGUGCGUAUGUCUUGAAGGAGCGAGCUAUCAACGGAUUAGCUGGUUUCCUUGUCGGUGAAGCCAUUUCUGGGGCUCUUAAAGAGUUCCUCAUUGUAAAAAAACAGAUUUUCCACAACACAGUGACGCAGUUUGCUGCUGACCUGGCCGAGGAGCUGGUGUUUGAAGGCAUAAUGGAAGUGUGUCAGUUCUCCCACCCCUCGACCCCUAUCACACCUAGUGAUUGGGCUUUUGGCCACAGGCAAGCAGAAGAGGAAGAAGAAGAGGAGGAGGAGGUCGUCUCCUCCUAUGCUUCGGAUUUGUCCGAGUCCGUCAUACAGGAAGCCUUCAUAGAGCUCUCUCAGGCUGACGUUGCCUUUACGAGCCAAGCGGCUAUCAGUGUGUCCUUGGAUAACGUCUGUUAUGUCAAUGCUGAGAACACUAGCACCCAUACCAGCAGCAUCUUUGCUAACAAACACAUUUUAAGCUCCAGCUCCACUUCAGCAACUCCAGGGUUGUUAGGAGAGGAGGCUUCCUGCACAGUGAAGAACGCUCUGUUCACCGUCUCAGGCAUGGCUAGCUGUAUUCCUGUUCCCCAUGCUGGCCAAGCCCUCUCCAGCUUCCAGGAUCCAGAGGAAGCUUCCCAGUACAAGCCAGAUAGCCCAAAGGUCAACACCAAAAGAUUAACUGUAACAUCAACUGACAGUACCUCCUCUAAACAAUCUCAUGCCUACCAUCACGAAACCCAAAACUCCAUACCUGUGGGAGGCUGCUCUCAACAAAGAUUAUUCCAAAACUUCUCUGGCAACAUAGUGGAUAUGAUUGUAACUGAAGCCUGUGAGCUUAUUACCACUUCUAAAAUGAAGAAGGGUUUUGGCGACUGCACUGACUUCCUCACAAAGUCCAUUGGAAGCCGAAGGAACUCCUCCUCAGCGCAGGAAACAGCAGAUUCACCUUCAAAGCACAGAGCAGAUAGGGAGCGCUUCAGAUAUGACGGGUGUGUCCAACAGGGGUGGACUCCUGAUUUUGCUCCUCCUGUUUCCUUUCCAGCCGGUUCCUCCAACCAGGGGAAAGUCCAGUGUGAGACGGAUCCCAGGGGGAGAGGUGUGGAUCAAACGCAUCCUGUGAUGAUGGAUACUCUCGAUGUGCCUAGUGCAGCUCUGCUUGGACGGGGCCGGAUAUCUGGCAUUCUGGAUGAUCCACCUCCAAGCUCUGGCCAAAAGUCUGCAGGGACUCCUGGUACCCCUCCUUCCACCCCUCAGCAGCCCAGUGAAGUCUCUAAAGAAAAACAGAUCAAACAGUUUUCCAAGAAGCUGAAAAGCAAGCUAGCCAAUGAAUUUUCCCCUGCGACUCCUCCCCCAACCCCUCAUUAUCACCCUGAGCCAGGUCCUGGCCCUGAAGACGCCAUCCCUGAAUCAGACAAGGCUGAGUUUAUGCUCAGCCUCAUGCGGUCUCUGUCUGAGGAGGCGGUUGGUGAUGAAGAUGUUGAAGAGGAAGAACCAGUUGAGGAAGAAGGUGUUAGUGGAACUAAGAGAGGUGAAGAGGCAGACGGUGGGCGACUGGACCACCAUCAAGUGUCAUCUCGUAGGAUGUCUAACAAGGAAGCCCUCCAUUAUGCUGAGCGUUUGGCGUGCCACAUAGUUUCUAUGGCGACUGAGAUGGAUACAUUAGGAGGGUCAGAGGAAGAAGGGGAGUUAAACAAGAGCAGCGAGCAGAGGAGGGACAGCGUGGCUCAGUUCUCAGAACAGACCCUGAACACGUUGUGGGUGUAUGCAGGCGAGGUGGCAGGACAGGUCAUAAACGAUGUGAAGACAAUGGUUAGCUCCAGACAACAAUGUCCCUACCACAGAAGUCAGGAACUCCGAAGAAGAUCCAGCUCUGAUGGUUGGCAUCCGCGCCACCGUCACCAGUCUCAGCCCAGUACAGACCAGAGCCGAAACUCAAGGUUAGCAAAGCUUGCAGAGCAGUGGUCCAAUGACCUGAUAGCUUCAGUUUCUCAGUCUCCCCAUUCCACUUCAAGUACCAGCUCCAGCUCUGGUAUGUCCUCCGAGUACCCCAGCUGUGAGAGUGUGACAGAUGAAUACGCAGGCUACCUCAUUAAGGUGCUGAGAAAGGAAGGUGGCACUAGGGAGUUGGUCCUAGACCAGUAUGCAAGCCGCCUGGCAUACCGCUCUAUUAAAUUAGGCCUGGCUCAUGCUAGUCGUAAGAACAAGCAAAGGCCCUCCACCAGCCGCCUUCUGUCCUCCAAGUCCCUGCCGGAUGAAUGGAAAGCUUCUGGCAAUGAGACCUUAGCAUCCAAAUAUAGAUCAGAAUCUAUGGGGUUUGUGUCCAGUGAGAACACUGAGUGUUGCUGCCGGGUUUCUGACAAGCAGUGCAAGAGGGAGUACGGAGACCUGGUCAACUUUGCAGAGUCUUUAGCUUACAACAUCACCUGUGAUGUCACACGCAAACUGCAUCUUUCUUCAGUUCGCCUUCCGAAGUCUCUCACUGACUCCUGUCUUUAUAAAAAGUCCAAACUUGAAGAUAUGGCUGACAACAUCAUCAGGAACUCUUUCUCCUGCCCUCUAUUGUCCAAGGAGGAUAAAAAUAGACAUUACCACAGUACAGGAAGCCUGUAUGAUAGGGGCUACAGCAGCAGAGUGAUGCAGGUCAUCGAGCAUUACGCCAGGAAGAUAGUCGAUGACACCGUCAAAAUGAGCCUGGCGUCAGUCGGACAUUCCUCCUGGGAACAUUCACAGACUCGUGGCUACGAUCGUCACUCUCACGCCCAGAGGCUGUCUGAGGGGUCGGCUGCUGUCCAGUCUGUAGGAGAGAGGACCUGCCGUUACUGCCUGUCUCAGGAAUGUCCCCACUGCACCAAACUUAGCAGACACCCUUACCAGCCUGUCUUACAGAGAAGGAUAAGAGCAUCAGAAAGUCACUUGGCAUCAGAGCGCCUCCCUAGUGUGGGUAUUCCAAAGAUCCACAUCGACCUGGACCACAGGGCAGCAUUCGCAGAAGAAGUUGUAUCUCUGGCAUUGGAGACGGCUAAGCGUGAGCUGAGUAAUGCCAGCCUUAAUGCAGACAGCGGGAUUGGCCAUGACGGCACCAGCUUCGCUGAGAGCCUAACGGCAGAGAUCAUGACGUCAGUGCUGUCUAACGUCUGUCAGGCUGCCAACAUCAGUUCUCCAGGUCGGGAACAGACUGAGUCCACAGUGUACCAGCAGCUGAGUGUGGGAGAAGACAGUCUGGGCAGCUGGUCUAACCUGAGCUUUGAGGACGAUCACCCAGACGACAACAGCAGCUUCCUCCAUCUCAGUGACAGCAAUGGGAACAGCAGUAGUUGGAGCAGUCUGGGCCUUGAAGGGGACGUGUGUGAGGAGCGUAUGUCGUUCUCCCCCUCUGACAGCGAUAACACCGAGGACAAGGAGACGGAGGUCAGGGAGUCCAGUGGGACGCUGUGUGCAGACAGAACUCCGGCACAGACCGCGCGCUCCGCUCUGCUCAUCAUCAAUUCAGACUUCAGGGAGCUGGGACGCGGCCUCCAGCACGCGACCUUCGACCCCCAGCUCAGGAGCAUGCUGCAGUGGGCGGCAGCCUCCGUGGUCGACGUCCCUCAGAUCCAGCUGAACGUGGACAGAGAGCUGCAGCAGCUGCCCGCUGUGGUGCAGAAGCUCCAGGAGAGAAAGUGGAAGGUGGCAGAUCUGCUGCACAUGCUGCUGCGCUACCAAGAGGAGAGGCUCUGCUACGCGCCGCCGCCGCCGGGGGGAACCGGAGACACCCAGCACCCACCGCUCUUCCAGUGGCUCCUGGAACAUGCUUAAAACCUCCUGAUAUAUAUUUUUAUUAUUAUUAUUAUUAUUAUUUCAAAAAAGGCCUUUUAGGAUCUCGUUAGCCACCAGAGGGCGCCACAGAAACCAUGUUAUGGGUUCCAUUCCCUCCCAUGUGGGCAGCAUGUUACAAAGAGCUCCUUGAGCUGCCUUUGUGUUUUUUUUCUCUCCACCUUCCUGUUGUGUUGCUGCAGAUUUUUUUCCUCAUAUCCCCAUGUCGGAUGAGAGGAGCCAUCUCUCUUUCUACCCCUCUUGUUGCCUCCAUCCCCACCCACGCUGCCAAGCCUCCCUGUGUUCUGGAGCUGAGGAGUCAGAGACCCAUCCCGUGUGUUUCCAGACAGACACGGACGGAGCUGGGAGAGAGAAAAUGUGUUUUUUUUUUGUUUUUUUUUGUUUUUCCUGACAGGGAAUCCCCACAGCUGCUCAGCAGAUGAUGUCAUCACAUCCACUGCUCACCUCCGUGGCGUUUCCACAUGUUCAGAGACCAAUCGUGCACCAAAACACACACACGCACACACACACCACACCCUUUUAUUAUCAGAUUCAAUUCUAAAGAGUAGUAUUAUCCCACCAUUUAGUUGAUCAUCUUUUGAAACUUCCUGUUUUUCGGUUCGCUUCGGUGAAGUUUCUGUGAAGAACUGAGUCUCUCCAUCAUAAUUCAUCAAUGUGCUGCCAAACAUUCAGAAAUAUAAGCUGUCUGUGAAGGUGUAAGAAACCUUUUUCUGCUACUGUUACCUUGUGUUGAUAUAAGAAGCCAUAAUUGUGGCUUUAGAGAGAUGAAUAUUUCAAAAAAUGCCUCAUGAAGGAGUAUUGUUGUUCACUGCAAAAGUACAAAAUCUCACCAAGUAUUUUUGUUCUGGGUUCUACUGCAAAUGUCUUAGAACACUGGAAAUAAGACAAAGCUAACAUACAAGCAACUUUUCAGCAAGAUAUAGGAGCUUGUUUUAAGUCAGUUAAUAUAUAUAUAUUUUAAAGUACGAGUUCCACUGGCAGAUUAUUUCACUAACAAGGGGUCUUGUUUUAAAGGGGACCAAUAAUGCAAAAUUCCUAUUUUGCACAUUUUUGUACAUUAAUUUGGGUUUCUACUGCAUUUAGAAACAACCAAAGUGCUUAAAAAACCCCACCUAGUCUUUUUUUUUUUUUUGGUCAAUAAAUUAAAGUCUUUUGGCGUCUGGAAAAUGAGCGUUUCAAAAACCUGCUGAAUAUCACCUAGCAACCCAAACAAAGCCCAGCCCUUCAGUGAAACAUAUCUUUCAAUCAAUAUUAAGGAAUUAUUUGCAUAAGCUCUUACAUUUUGCUGACAAGUUUGUUCCAAGUUACUUUUAGCUCGUUUUAAGUCUACUAAGAUAUUUGAACUAGAAACUAGAUGAAAAAUAUUGGAUCAGAUUUUUUUUUUUGUAGAGAACUGAAUCUGUUUGCUUCACUAUAACGUCCUCAGUUGUCAAACUUAGUAAGAAACUCCAGAGUGCAUGAUAUUUACUAAAGUUAGAGUAAUUUAAUAUAAACAAAAAUCUUAAUUUUUAUUUUUAUUUUUUUUACACAAAAGUAUCUAAUCGAACAUGACAUGCUGCUUAAACUGUCUCACUGGUGGGAAUCUGCCAGACGCAGUUAAAGGUGACUCCGGUCCAGUCAGUUGUAGCUGAACGGGUCGGUAAUCAUGGAGGAGGAGGAGGAGGGGAGGGGGGGGAGCAGGUUCAGUUCGGGGAAGCUCCGGUGACGCAGACGGCAAUUAAAGGUGCAGGAGAUGUCUGCACGUGCAGCCCACAGACCAGCGGCCUGUGCAUAGCUGAAAGCAGGGCUCACACACACGCACACACACACACACACACACACACACUGUGUCACCUUCAGGACACAAACACACCCUCGAGCCCUCUGCCGCUUCACAGUCCGUACCCGCCGUCCUGAAAACUGAAAGAACUACAGUACGUUUGUGUUUAAUGUAUUGUUUUGAUACGAGGGACCGAAGAGUGACGUCCAUGCUGUGGGGUCCUGUGUUUAAAAUAAUACAGUAGGAACUCACGUCCGUCAUUAUUAUUCUAAAGUCCAGUGUUGGCGGUGGUGUUUCGCUCAAUCACUUCUUUAUGCCUGCUUCACCUGAGCAGCGUUGCUGUCAGUAGCUGCGUUUCCAUUACAAUUGGGGGCAAAACUACGUCAAUAAUGUCGACAGCACAAUUUCGCAGUUGUGGUGUUUUUAUUAAUUGAGAAACGCGAUUAAAAUCACACCACGAGACUCAGUCCUCGAGUCCUGGGCCGCAUGUCUUCCCUCUCCCUCACAACCCGUCUGACCACUCUCAGAUAAAGGCCAUAAAACUUCUUCAAAAAAUAAAAAAUCACAUAUUUUUGUCACGUGAUAAGUCUUUAAAAGCCGUGCCGCGCUUUCAUCCUCCUUCCACUUCCUUCCGUCUUUUCCGCCAGUAGCAACAUCCGGUCGCAUAACUCCUGUGAUGCGAAAACGUUUUUUCAUUGCAGUGUGUUACAAAAUACGCUAAUUUUGUUGCAACCGAAAAACCGCCUCAUCAGAGCAUAAAACUUUCUUUUAACAAUUUUUUUUUAUUUCGAAAUUGGCAUUUCCAUUAUUCGAUUUUAUGUUCAUAAUUCCAAUUUGCAUAACUGAGUAGUCAGCGAAAACGCAGCUUAUGUUUCACACUAGUUCCCAGUGUGACGCAGUUGUUUCUGCUUCAUCGUUUUGCUACCAAAUUCUUCCGUAAUCCUGAAGGUGUUUGUUUUGAAAACAAUAUUCCUAAAAAGUAUCCAAAAUCGACAUCCUAACAGGAAUGAAGCAAUUCUGAAGUAUUCCCCUGAGAAGUGUGAGAGUUUGUUGGUUUACAAUAAAAAGAAUGUAUCAGGAGACAGAUUUCCUCCUGCCGUGUUUUCAGCUGUUUUUUUUUUUGUUUUUGUUUUUUUUGGGGGGAUCCUUCAUCUUUCAGAAUCGAUUUGAAAUAUUUACAUUCCUUCUCAUUCCCCACAUAACCUCUAUGAUUUUGUUGUUGUUGUUUGUGAAAGCUGAAUGUGUUAUGAAGCCGCCAAGACUCCAUUUAGAGGCUGAUUUACUGUAAAUCUGUUUUGCUCCAGUUGUUUCUAGCGUUUUCUGCUCCUCGCCCACCGCAUCGUAGGAAGAAACAAAAAGAAAGAAAAUGACCUCACCUCAUCACCUGUCGCUUCCUUCUGAACAUCCCUGCCAAAUGAAGAUAUUUAAUAGUUUAUGUUAAAUUAUAUGACAGUGAAUUUGUUCUCCUUAGUGACAUUGCUGACUAGUCUAAGCUUGAACUCUUAACUUUGUUCAUGUUAAAGCUUGUUGUGAGAAUAAAGCUUUUUAUGUGCUGAAA
Molecule: messenger RNA, 9163 nt
Organism: Gambusia affinis (western mosquitofish)
Lineage: Eukaryota; Metazoa; Chordata; Actinopteri; Cyprinodontiformes; Poeciliidae
Gene: akap11
Product: A kinase (PRKA) anchor protein 11
Exons: 13
Coding region: 198-5828 (1876 amino acids)
Biological process (GO): intracellular protein localization
Cellular component (GO): cytoplasm
Molecular function (GO): protein kinase A binding
Source: RefSeq, a predicted model, not a curated record